AAUGGUCCUCGAGAAACCCAAUCCUAGAAAUCGAGAGACGAGAGAAGCCAAUGAGGGUCACCUUCUCCGCCGUUGUUGCCCCUCCUCCCUCUCCUUCCGCUCCUCGGAGGCAUCCACAGAUCCUCAAGCAACCCCGCUCCCAUCCACACCUCCAUUGCGUUCCACUGUCAGCAUCCCCAGGGACGUCAAGAAUCCGCCGCAUCGUCGGUGUCUUGGAAAAAGACGCGCCGGAGGUGGAAACAGCUGCUGCGGUAGACGCUGAUGGAGGAGAAAGCGAGAUUGGAAUCAAUGGGUUUGCGGUGGAGACUGUGGAAGUUGCCCGGGAUUCACCUCGGAAGGUACUUGGGAGGAGCAAGAAGAUGGCCCAAGAAGAGGAUGAUAGUUCUGAUAGGUAUAAAUUGCGGAAUGGGAGGGAGAUAUUUGAAGAGAAAGCAUAUCUAGUUGGGGUUGAUUGCAGAGGCAAGGAAGAUGCUUUAUUUAGCACUGAAGAUUCUUUGAAGGAGCUUGCGCAGCUUGCAGACACAGCUGGCCUUUUGGUUGUUGGUUCAACUUCUCAAAAGCUUGCUGCACCAAACCCAAGGACAUACAUUGGAUCUGGCAAGGUUGCCGAAAUCAAGACUGCAAUCCAUGCCCUUGACGUUGAGACUGUGAUCUUUGAUGAUGAAUUAUCAGCAGGGCAACUACGCAACUUGGAAAAAGCAUUUGGUGGGGAUGUUCGGGUAUGUGACCGCACUGCCUUGAUUCUGGAUAUCUUUAACCAAAGGGCUGCUACACAUGAAGCAUCUUUACAGGUUGCUUUGGCACAAAUGGAAUACCAACUUCCUCGACUAACAAAAAUGUGGACCCACCUUGAACGUCAAGCUGGAGGCAAAGUUAAGGGUAUGGGUGAAAAACAAAUUGAAGUAGACAAGCGUAUUUUACGCACUCAAAUAAGUGCUUUAAGGAAAGAGUUGGAAUCUGUUAGGCAGCAUCGUAAACAAUAUCGCAACCGCCGCUUGUCAGUACCAGUUCCAGUUGUUUCCCUAGUUGGAUACACAAAUGCUGGGAAGAGUACGCUGCUGAAUCAGUUGACUGGAGCUGAUGUUCUUGCAGAGGAUCAAUUAUUUGCGACUCUAGACCCAACUACACGAAGAGUUCAGAUUAACAAUGGGAUGGAAUUUCUUCUAACUGAUACUGUGGGAUUCAUUCAGAAGCUUCCUACUAUGCUGGUUGCAGCCUUCAGAGCAACGCUUGAAGAAAUUUCCGAAUCUUCACUGUUAGUCCAUGUUGUUGAUAUUAGUCAUCCGCUUGCUUCACAACAAAUAGAUGCUGUUAACAAAGUUCUGGGUGAUUUGGACGUGGAAUCGAUUCCAAAGUUGAUGGUUUGGAAUAAGGUUGACAAGGCUGAUGAUCCAGAGACCGUAAAAAUUGAAGCAGAAGAGAAAGGUGCAAUUUGUUUGUCAGCCAUAUAUGGUGAUGGUUUAGAACAAUUCUGCUUUGCUGUUCAGGCAAAACUUAAGGAUGCAAUGGUGCCAGUAGAAGCUUGUAUCCCAUAUGAUAAAGGGGAACUCCUAAAUACCAUCCAUCAGGUUGGAAUGGUUGAAGCAACGGAGUACACAGAGAAUGGGACUGUAAUUCGAGGACACGUUCCUCUUCCGCUUGCAAGACUGCUCACACCAAUGAGGCAGCGCGUCACAGGAACUCACUAAUAAAUGGAUAAGUCGGUUUAGUUGAUGAACGGAACCGCAAAUUCAGAGACAUAACCUUGUGUAUCAUUAUUCUAAACAGAUGAAACAUAGAACUUGAUACACAAUACAGCAUCAUAUCAAGGAAGGUUGGGGAUUAUCAAAUGACUUGUGAUCAAUACAAUAGUAGGCGACUGAUGGAUUUGAGCUUGGCGUCGUCGGAGUUUCUGUUAGUGUAUCACAAUAUCUGAUUCAAUGAGAUCUGAUGAUAUCCCAUAUAAAUAUAAAUAUAUGCUUGAUCAGACAACAUUGCAUGCAGAUAAUGCAAUGGAGUAUAUGUUUGUUUGCAUACACAA
This is a messenger RNA of Dioscorea cayenensis subsp. rotundata (Guinea yam), 2020 nucleotides long. Its product is annotated as GTPase HflX. Gene Ontology annotation, cellular component: cytoplasm. The coding region runs from base 51 to 1688 and encodes 545 amino acids. The transcript has 14 exons. Gene Ontology annotation, molecular function: ribosome binding; GTP binding. The record is from RefSeq and is a predicted model, not a curated record. Lineage: Eukaryota; Viridiplantae; Streptophyta; Magnoliopsida; Dioscoreales; Dioscoreaceae.